Molecule: messenger RNA, 1184 nt
Organism: Trichogramma pretiosum
Lineage: Eukaryota; Metazoa; Arthropoda; Insecta; Hymenoptera; Trichogrammatidae
Exons: 6
Coding region: 138-1184 (348 amino acids)
Source: RefSeq, a predicted model, not a curated record
GCCUUCCAUAAUAUCGCAGAAGCACAAGGAAUCGUUUGCUUAUUUUAACGAUAAAAAACAUAUCAAAGGUACGAAGAAGCGUGAAGCUAGCGAAGAAAUUAAAUUCGAUCAACAGCUAAUAAAGUUGGUUAAUAGAUAUGGAAUUUAUAGAUAAACCGAACUCCUGGAUUCCCGCCUAUGGUUUUUUAAUACAACAGCAUCAGCCCAAAGAGAGUUCAAACGACUCAAUGGGAUUGCAACAGAUAGAUUUUCUUGAGACAAUAAUUGAAGAGAAUUCUGACGAUCUUCUGACUGAUACCUCGUGGGUGGAUUCCGAAACCGAUGAGCACAUCGCAGUUGACAAAUUAAACCAUGCAAGUGGUCCAUCGUCGUCGUCUUCCUCCAAGAGUUCCUUAUUGCAAUUCGAGAAGUUGGAACGUACGUGCUACAGUUACGACUCGCUUCAAUUCAACAAUAGAAUACGCCACAGGAGAGACACGAGUCACAGAAAAAGGCUCGAUCGUCCUAUUUCGUAUCUGCGAGACAGCCUCUCGCCGGACAGUCUCGAGCAGGACGACAUCGGUGGCUUGAAAAAAUUCCGGGCUUAUCACAGCUAUGAGAGUUUGAACGAUCCUAAUCUCUUCUCGAGCUGGAGCAAUCAGGACAGACAAUCGUUUUUCGGCGAAGCUUCAAAUUAUGCCAAAAAUUGCGACCUAUCCAGAGAUCCGUGGCACUUGAACGAGAUCGACGACUACUCGACCGACGCGUCCAGGUCGAGCCUCUCGGACUCGUCCACCAGCCCGCCCUAUUCCGUCGCGUCCUUCUCCGACGAGAACGAGAACGAGAACGAGGAGGAGCACUCGGUGCUGGUGUUCGGCGAGCCGACGGCGGCCACCCACAAGAACGCCCCGGUCUCGCGUAGCAGCCACGAUCUGCGUGACUUCGGCCUGACGGACACGAAGGACGAGGAGGCGCGUCGACGCGAGUCGACCUUUCGCCGCCUCAAAUCGUCCAAGACUAGCGCGAGCGACGCAACGUGCUUCGGCGACGUCGACCCAGCGGAAAAUGCGGGGGUGGUGGCGGCGUUGGCGCGGGAGGAGAACGGGGAGGGGGAGAAGGACUUCGAUAUCGAUCCGAGCGUGCAGCUGCGUACGACGAGCACCAGGCAUCACCAUCAUCAUCAUCAUCCAACGUCAACUCUGUAA